Molecule: messenger RNA, 3437 nt
Organism: Sycon ciliatum
Lineage: Eukaryota; Metazoa; Porifera; Calcarea; Leucosolenida; Sycettidae
Exons: 3
Coding region: 191-2650 (819 amino acids)
Source: RefSeq, a predicted model, not a curated record
GGCUUUAUGGAGGGCUUGAACCCACUGUCACGAUGCAAAGACAUGCAGUAGACCUACUCAGUGCAUUGUGGUGGACCUACACAGUCACUGAGUCAGUGUAGAUCUAGCAUGCAGUAAAUCAGUGAAGGAACCCGAACUAUUACUUGGUCCAAGAUAAAUCUCCGUCAGACGGGAUGGGAAUGUCUGGGCCAUGAAGAGGAUGGCUGGGCAAUCGAUCGGGGCAGCAUUGUCAUGCUCCCUCCUUCACCAGUCUCUUCUCCUCCUUCCCUCCCUCCUCUGCGUCAUCGUAUCCUUGACUGCUACAGCGACGGCAACAGUUUAUCACGCUUACCCGGACCCUUCGUGUGAAAAGCCAGCUUUAGUUGACCAGGGAAACCUCUGCACUGUGGGAGGAAAGAGUUUUUCCGAAUGUAUUUCUUCAUUGAAAGUUGCAGGUGAUGAAUGUAGACUACAUGCUGGGCGCUAUCCAUUCCGAGGAGACCCGCUGCCCGUUAGAGGUCUGCAUGGAACGGAGGAGAAACCUUUUGUGAUUGCAGCGGCACCUGGAGACGAGUCUGAAGUUCUGCUGGAUGGAACAGUCCCAGUGACAGCCAGCAUUGAUGACUGGAAUGUUUAUGCACUGCACAGUAUGAUCUAUGCGGCUAAAGCUCAGACGGAUUUCUGGCAAAUGUUUGUAGAUGAUGUGAUGCAGACGAAUGCCAGAUGGCCCAAUGCACUGUGGAGUGACUUGAGUGUAUUCAACGCCAGCUACUGGGCACAAUCAGCCAAUACCAGUAACUCAACAGCGGGUAUUAUGGUGGACGAUGGCAGGCAUGGGGAAUUUCCUGUCUAUGAUAUGGACGGCGCAGUAGCAGUGCUCAACACUGGCAGCUGGGACACCUACCCUGCUUUGGUGCUGGGCCAUGAGCGUGGGUAUGCCUCGUUCACCUACAAUGCCACUGGCCAAUACCAUGACUCACCAUCAAAAAACCGAUACUUCCUGGAGGGAAAGAUGGACUAUGUCGAUACCCCAGGUGAAUGGUACUACAACGUCACGAGCGGCAUGGCGUACAUGAUCCCCGAAGACGGACGCGGUCCCUAUCUGCACAAGAUCACGGGCAAAGUGUCGACGUACGCUCUGAAUAUCACCAACUGCAGCUACGUUCAGCUGGCCAACUUGACGUUCUUUGCCACCACAAUAUGGGCAUCAAGCAUCCGCGAACAACCCACACCAACUUUCAUUGAUCACCUGAUGAUACACUCUGUGAACUUUAGCUACCCUAGCUACAGUAAGCGAAUGCUACGUGAUGUCAGCCCACCGCAGUGGACCCUAAUCAGCAGCCGUUUCUAUGAUCCGACAUCAUCGGAUUUGAUGGUGAGAGAUGUCGAUGACAUGGAUUCCGAAAAAUGGCAUGAUGGCAAAUGGGACGACCGAGAUCAUGGUUUCCACACAAUAUUCAACAGUACGUGGAUGUACACGGACGGUCCGGCUCUGAACGUACAAGGCAAGAACUGCAACAUCAACAACAACUACUUUGCUUACAAUGAUUGGUCCGGCGCGGACCAGGAUAAGGCGACCGGCGGUACGGGGACGAUAAACAAUCAACGUGGAUCUGGCGACUUGUUUGUACGUAAUACACUCUACAAGAACGGAGCAAUGACUGGGUACCAGCCACCUGUUGCCUCCACCAUUGCAUUCAACCGUAUUUCAGGACAAUGCUGGGGUGACAUACAGCAUGAUGGCGCAGGCAUACAGGUUCAGACUCCAUACCAGACGCACACAACCCUAUCAUACAACUGGGUUCAUGACUCGGUGAAGUACGGCAUUCGCUUUGAUGGACAGCCGCCGCGUGUAGGCACGUCUGCGACCCUGUCGAAUAACGUCGCGUGGCACUGCGGGGGCCUGAUGGUCAAGGGAGACAAUCACACAGUUGAGCAUAACAUGGCGUUUGAUCUGUACAAGGACGUGGAGACCGCGGUGGCGGCACAGAACUGCAGCAUAUGUGUCCUGGGCUAUGUUCGCGACAACCCGGGACCCAUGAACAAAUUGACCACGACCGAUCACAAUGUCGCGGAUUUCAUCAACGGCGGGACCGGUAAUGGCGGCCAGAGCAAGGUGAAGAAGGUGGAGCCUCUUCCCGGCUUCGCAUCUGCCAACGUUCAGACUGAUAUUUGGGAAGGCGUGUUGGAUGCUGUCAACUACGACUUCCGCCCCCACAAGAACUCAUCUUUCUUCAAGUAUGGUGGUGUCGGCCCCUACAUUCUUGCAGGAGAUCGCUGGACACAAUACCUGAUUCCAGGUCGGCAGUCCUACAAAGCUAGCACCCCAAUACCACCAGACGGUAGUACCACCGUCAAAACUGAUCGUGACUCUAUGAUGUGGCUGAUUGCACUGAAUGCACAGGCCAGUCGGGUGACAUUCUUAGCAUCCUGUAAUGCUUCAUUGCACUCACACCCGAAGGAGGACAGACAAGAAUGGAAUAACAUUGGUCAUGAGCCCAGACCUACAGAAGAUCAUCUAUGGUCGAGCAGUCCAAUUCCAUCACCAGAGAAUGUCUACUAUCUACCGACUAGUUUGAAACCCAGGACAAAGUAUUGUUGGAAAGUUGACACAUUAAUGCCUGGAGGUACUAUUGUUCCGGGUGAUGUGUGGUCAUUCACUACCAUGUGACUAAACUAUUUACUUACACUAAGUGAGGGCCUCGGUAACCUACAGUCCUCGCCAGAAAAAAUUGAAAUCCCGAAUGAAAAACUAACGCUGGGCGCUACACAGCCCUAUAGCACCACCGUGGCACACACUGGCCUGCACACUUGAGUACGGUGCUGCUCUAUUCAUGAGGUCGUACUUCUGUGGCCAGAACUGUCCAUGUAUAAUAAAAAAAAUAUUUAGUACAAUCACAUGUGCAUGUUUACCGUUGACAGCGUAACAUCAGACCGUUACUAAUUGUUAGGGCCAGCAUCAAGCCUCCGCUUCUGCUCUGGAACAGGACCUCUCCGGCGUUAUUCUAUGAAUUUAUUAGUUGGAAUUUUGCGGGCAUGUAAAGUGCCAACAAUCAAGCACUGCCAAUUACUGGGCAUGUAUGGGCCAGUCCUUGAUACGUGUAAGUUUUCAAAAUCAUCACUAAUAGGGGUGCACCAGAGGCUUAUCAUAUUAGAAGUCACCGCCGGCUCGGAUAUUUCCGGCCAAACUUCUCUGCGUUACACAAUUCACAUCAUCAUACCCGAUGAUCUACAAGCUGAUGCUUUUUUCUUGUCAUCCAUAUUAGUUAUGAAACAACACUGUCGACCUGUGCCUGCAUCAUGCAGGAGAAGUCAUUUCAAAAUUAAUAGUUUGUUGUCUGAGGAUUGGCGGAUAGCCAUGAAACCGGCUUCGAGUUACAGCUUAAUUCAGCCUAGUUCCAUUGCCAACUUGUGUCAUUUCAAACAGACAUCGUGCUCAGACCCCACUCGAAAUCCAA